Molecule: messenger RNA, 1002 nt
Organism: Adelges cooleyi (spruce gall adelgid)
Lineage: Eukaryota; Metazoa; Arthropoda; Insecta; Hemiptera; Adelgidae
Exons: 5
Coding region: 201-845 (214 amino acids)
Source: RefSeq, a predicted model, not a curated record
AAUACACUAGUUAAUGUUCACCAUUGACGUAUAUUAAAUUGUGCAAUUUUUAAAUUGGAACUUAUUACAUUAAAUGAUUGUGUGAAAAAUUGUUGAACUAUAAAAUAAAUAUUAUAGUUAUACCUCAUUUAAACAUUCCACAUUAUUUAUUUAGUAUAGAGAAAAAGUAGAACUGUGAUCUAAUACCUUGAAGUCUGAAGAUGACCGCAACCGAACUUUUGGCAUUGACUGCAUUUAUUCUCACCUCUGAAAUGGUGUACGGCGUAGACGUUUGUAGUGAUUAUCACGACACGGAUUGUAUUCACCCUACUGUCACUCGAAAUGUACAUCACUAUGUAAAUGAGUGGGCUGUCGAGGUACCUGGGGUACCAGACGAGGAAGCCAAAACGUUCUUGGAAGAAAUGGGCUUUCAGUAUAAAAAACGAUUAGGGCUGGGUACAGAUAUACAUAUAGUUACAGAGUCAACCGUACCACCGGAACACGUUAUGCCCAACGAAAAUAUCAUCAAAACGCUAAACAAUCAUGAAAAAGUAGUAUCUGCAGCGCAAAAGCAUGUAGUGGAUCACGUUCAAAACAACCCUGCAAUCAACUCGUUAACUGAUGCGAUAGACGUUUACUGUGAACACGUGAAUCCCGCCACAAUCGUAAUGGACGACGGUCGUGAAAACUUGCUGAGAGUUUUACAAACAAUGACCGAUGAAGAAAAAAAAGUGUACCCUAAAAGACCAGAAGCCAUUUAUCAUCUCAGUCUUAUUGACGCUUUGACUGCGCUUGACGGCAAUGAAAAUGCAGAAUUGGAUGUCGACGAUGAACAAUCAGAAGUAGAGGAAGUCAUAUCCGAAUAAAACAAUUUGCAGGGGCGAAUGUAAUUUAUAAAAAAAAAAAUACUUAGUUUAAACAAUAAAUAUACAAUUUAAAUGUUAUUAAAGGGAUAUAAAAAAAUACGACCGUGCAAACUACAAUACCAUUUAUUGUUACAAAUAAAACUAUUUUCACAUGAAA